This is a messenger RNA of Gloeophyllum trabeum ATCC 11539, 3056 nucleotides long. RefSeq names its product DUF221-domain-containing protein. The transcript has 15 exons. Bases 1 to 3054 code for a protein of 1017 amino acids. Gene Ontology annotation, cellular component: plasma membrane. NCBI's taxonomy places the organism in Eukaryota, Fungi, Basidiomycota, Agaricomycetes, Gloeophyllales, Gloeophyllaceae. The record is from RefSeq and is a predicted model, not a curated record. Gene Ontology annotation, molecular function: calcium-activated cation channel activity.
AUGGACUGGCCCGUGUCGACCUUCAACGGCACCUGGGACGAGCCUGCUGGCCCGCCACCGGGCUCCCCUCCGACUUAUAAAUUCGAAGGACCCUGGUUCACCACCCAACUCAUCCUUUCCGCCACCAUCGGUCUCGUCUCGUUUCUGCUCUUCUCCUAUUGCCGCACCCGAUGGCCGCUGCUGUUCGCGCCCCGGACGAAGCUCAAAGGCUUCUCCCCACAUGAGGCACAUGCACACCAGGCGUUCUUUGGUUGGAUACUGCCCACCAUACGCACCUCCGAGUAUACCAUUCUGCAGAUAGUGGGUCUAGAUGCUGCAGUGCUUUUGAACUUCUUCAAGAUGUCAUUCUACCUCUUCUCCGUCUGCUCCGUAUUUGCGACCUUUACCCUCAUGCCUAUCAACCUACGCAGUAAUAUCGGCAUUGGCGACGAAGACGAAGACAGCGACUGGCCCUCCUGGGGAGACUCCUUCGCCAGCCCCAACACCACCAAACCAAAGACCCCCACCGACAAACCCACUGACUGGCUCGACCUCAUCUCCGACGCCAACUCCUACCUGACCAUCCACCUCCUCUUCACCUACCUCUUCACGCUCCUCUCCCUCUGGUUCAUCUACCGCAACUACCGCCGCUUCAUCCGCGCGCGCCAGCUCUUCUCGCUCGAGCUCGUGCACUCCAUCCCCGCGCGCACCGCCAUGCUCUCCGCGCUCCCGCCGCACCUGCAGUCCGAGCGCGCGCUUGCGGAGUACUUCGAGGGCAUGAACCUCGCCGUCGAGAGCGUCACCAUCUGCCGCGAGGUCGGCUCCCUCAAGCGCUUGCUCGACAAGCGCACCGACGCGCUCCUGCAGCUCGAGCAGGCGUGGACAAAGUACGUCGGCAACCCGAGCACGGUCGAGGCGUACGACCCGUCGAGCAGCGCGCCGGCGUACACGGACGGUGAGCCCGGCGCGGUCGAGGCGCAGCAGCCGCGCCUCGUCGUCCCGCACCGCAAGCGCCCGAGCAUCCGCCCCGGGUGGUUCAAGCCGAAGGUGGACGCGCUCGAGUACCUCCAGGCGCGCUUCGCCGAGGCGGACGCGGCCGUGCAGGCGAAGCGGCGCUCGGGAAAGUUCAGGGCGACGCAGACGGCCUUUGUCACGUUCGAGAAGAUGUCGAGCGCGCAAAUUGCCGUGCAGACCGCACACGCCCCCGCCCCCGCGCAAUGCCUCACGCACCAGGCCCCCGAGCCGCGCGACAUCGUCUGGGCGAAUAUGUCGCACUCGCCGCGCGCGCUCGUCAUCCGCGAGACGCUCGUGCUCGCCGCCAUCUGCGUCCUCCUCCUCUUCUGGCUGCUGCCCAUCACCUUCCUCGCCAGUUUGCUGAGUUACAAGGAGAUCAAGAAGGCGUGGCCGUGGCUCGGGCGGUUGAUCGAUAGGAAUGACAAGGUGCAGGCGAUCGUGCAGAACUCGCUGCCGUCGGUCGCGAUGAUGAGUCUGAAUGCGCUGUUGCCGUUUUUGCUGGAAGCCCUCACGUAUCUCCAGGGCUACCGCGCCCGCAGCUGGAUCGAGUACUCCCUGCUGAAAAAGUACUUCCUCUUCCUACUGACCAACGUCGUCUUCAUCUUCCUCCUCGCGAGUACGUACUGGCAGCUCGUGCGGGACCUCGCCAACUCGCCUGGCAAGAUCCCUGAGAAGCUCGCGGAGGCACUGCAGAAGGGUAGAGCGAGGCAUUUCUUCUUGUCAUAUGUCAUCCUGCAAGGGAUCGGUAUCAUGCCCCUCCAGCUCCUCAACUUGGGCGUCAUCAUUCCGAAGAUGUUAUUCCGGGUAUUCACCCGUACCCCUCGAGACUUUGCGGAGCUGAACGCGCCGCCGAUGAUCAACUACGGCGUCGUCUACCCACAGGCAAUACUGAUAUUCACGAUUACGAUUCUCUAUAGUAUUGUCCAGCCGCUCAUCGUCAUAUUCGGCGCGAUAUACUUUGGGGUGGCAUACGUGGUGUACAAAUAUAAGCUUCUAUUCGUCUUCUACAAACCCUAUGAAUCGCAGGGGCAGGCCUGGCCAAUUACGUUCACGCGGCUCAUCUGGGGCGUGGUCAUCUUCCAGAUCUUCAUGAUCGGCAACUUCAUCCUGCGGCAGUCGUACGUGCUGUCCUUCCUCGUCGGGCCGCUGCUCGCGGGCACUCUGUUCUGGGCGUGGCAGACGGACAAGACGUUCCGUCCGCUCAGCAAGUAUGUGAGUCUGAGCUCGGUGUACGAGGUCGAGCGCGGGGAGGAGACGGCGGAUGUGGUAAGGUUGAGGGCGGGCCAUCCGGUGACGUGGUCGCAAAGCAAUUUGAAUAGGCGGCGAUAUGCGCAGAAUGAUGAGACGCUCUACGUCGCUCCGGAAGACGCGAGGACGGAUUAUUCUCAACCACCAAUGGCGAACUGGUAUAGCGGCGUGCUAAAUACCGGAAAGCGACGGUACGGCCAUCCCGCACUGACCGGUGUCCUCCCACAGCCAUGGCUUCCUCUGAAGAAGGGCCAGGCACUGGUCAACAACGGGCGACCGUCACAGGGGAAGAAGGACGAAGCAGUCGUCCUGACCCUGCGAAAGCGGGUGAGUGUGUCCCGCCGCGCUUCCCGGCACCUGGGCAGCCGGGGCGCACCCACCGCUCCGCUGCCCGAAGAACAGGGCGAGACGCAAGCGCAAGCACCCCGCGACGUAGAGGAUCCCUGGCGCGACGACGCGUCUGGCUCAUCGAGAAGGCUGCAGCCACAUCAGCAACACCUUGCGCACCGGCUCAGCUACGACCACGGUUCGGGUGUGAUUAUGCUGCCCGAGGACGGCGCGUGGCUGGACGAGGAGGAGUCGGAUUCGGAGGACGACUUUGGGUCGCCGAUCGCGCCUGGGAGUCCCGCGAAUGGGAGCGAGGAGCCGGCCGGGGAGCAGACCGGGCAGCAGGGACAGGGGCAGGCUUCGACUAUCUCGGAGGGGACGUCGCCUGCGAAUUCGAAGCAGCGCUACGGGACGUAUUAUCACCACCCCGAGAGAAGGCGGCAGACGAUCCCUGGGGCGUUCUCGCCGGGGCAUAAUGAUGAGUGAGG